This is a messenger RNA of Populus trichocarpa (black cottonwood), 1734 nucleotides long. Its product is annotated as CASP-like protein 4A3. The transcript is spliced from 3 exons. The record is from RefSeq and is a predicted model, not a curated record. Bases 86 to 829 code for a protein of 247 amino acids. Lineage: Eukaryota; Viridiplantae; Streptophyta; Magnoliopsida; Malpighiales; Salicaceae.
AGAAACACACACAGAGAGUAUAAAAUUAAAUUCGCCUCCCACUAAAUUCCGCGAAUUGAACACCCAAACCAAAUCCGGAAAAAAAAUGGAGACAGCGAGAUCCGAUUCCAAGCCGAAAACCCAAGUCCCACGAUCCUCUUCUUCAAACUCCGACUCCCAAUCCCAAUCCCCUUACCGUUUCCAAUCCCCUCACCGAUCCGACUAUGGCGACCCUCUCGAAAGCCCUCCCUACGCCUCUCCCUCUGCUUCCCCUGAAAAGUCACUCUCUCCGCUCCAAAACUCCAUGGCCGUCGUUGCCGUUGACACCCACAAGUCUACUCAGUACUCCCCCGCACCUUCCUCUUUCCCGCCGGAUAACCUCUCUGCGCCUCCUGAGCUGGUGCUGAACAAGGUGGCGAGGGAGAGAGUGGCAGAUGGGGUGGUGAGGAAGGUGGGGACGGCGUCGGUGGCGAGGAGGUCGAGGAAAGAAGAGAAGAUGAGGACUGGUGAAUUAGGGUUUAGGGUUAGUGAGAUUAUCAUGUGUUUGAUAUCUUUUGCUGUUAUGGCUGCUGAUAAGAUUCAGGGAUGGAGUGGUGAUUCCUUUUAUAGAUAUAUAGAGUAUAGGUAUUGUUUGGCCGUGAAUGUGAUUGGGUUUGUGUAUGCUGGAUUUCAAGCUUAUGAUUUAAGCUAUCAGCUAGCCACCGGGAAACAUGUGAUUCGACACCAUCUUCGUCAACAUUUUAAUUUCUUCAUGGAUCAGAUUUCUUUUCCUGAGGACCAUUAUUGUGAAUGUUCGUUUGUCUCUCCACAACUCACAUGGUGGGUUCACCUGAAUAGUCUUUGUGCAUGACUGGUAGCAGCAGAGUUCUCAACUCGGCAAGUCCACCUCUUGAUAUUUCCUCUGGCAAAUAACCUUGUGUUGGUCACAGGAAUUGAAGUAGAAUGGUGAGUCGGGGCUAUUCAGGAAACUGAGUGUGACCUUCUCUGAUCUCCCCAAUCAAGAUUCAAUCUGCCCAUCGUAAUUCACUUAAAGUCUAUGUUUCCUGGGUUUCCAUGACUUCUAGUUGACAGGAGAUCCAUUUUACUUUUACCACUACCAAUUUCACGAACAUCAAGCCUCAAAUGACCUGUAUGGUUUCAGCUAAUUUGGGAGGCCUGAAUUAAGAGUGUAGAUGUAGUUUACACCCUUUGGAACAAAUGAAAAUACAACCAUGCACAAUGAAUUGUUUUUUACUUUAGUUUUUGGAUACUAACAGUCAACACUAGUAAGCAUGACGGUUUUUUCCCCUUCUGGUUUAUUGAUACUGAAAGUGAAUUGUGUUUUUAUUUUGUUUUUUUGGGUUCAAACUGGCAGAUACUAGCAUAUCUUCUGGUAUCAGCAUCCUCUUCAGCCGCCACUCGGGUUGAUGACUGGCAAUCUAACUGGGGCAAAGAUGAGUUCACAGAGAUGGCAACUGCUUCGGUUGUCAUGGCCUUCCUGGCUUUUAUUGCCUAUGCCGGUAGCUCCAUUAUAUCUGGUUACAAUCUAUAUAACCGGGACGCAAUAUGAUGGCAUUCACAUAUUAUAUUCGAGGUUAUGGAGAAAGAAAAAAGUAAAAGUCACAUGCAAUUUUUUCUUUUUAAUGUUGUAUAGAGACAAAUUAAUAGUAUGUUUAUCCCUUUUACAUUUUUUUUUCUACUGUUGGGGAAAAUGUAAACUAUAUAUUUGGAUAUCUGGAUUCUGGAGUAUAUGAGACUAUUUCUACCGUCCCGUCA